UCAGUCAGCCAGUCACACUCACAUCUCCCGCAGAUAGGACUCACCUCCGGACGUGUAAGCGAGUCUUUAUUUAUUUGUUUUUCAUGGAGGUCAGCGGGCCCACCUGUGGACUGUGGCUGCUCGCCUUUCUAUCGGGAUGUGGGCUUCUGUCGGCUUUCAACCUGGACACCGAGAAUGUCCUGAAGAAGAGCGGGGACCCGGGUAGCUUGUUCGGCUUCUCUCUGGCAAUGCACCGGCAGCUUCAACCGGAGGAUAAAAGAAUACUGCUGGUUGGAGCCCCGAGAGCAAAAGCCCUGAGUGGUCAAACAUCUAAAGUGACUGGAGGACUCUACAGCUGUGACAUGAGCUCUACAUCAGCAGGCUGUGACAGAGUUAACUUUGACAAUAAUGAGGAUACAAAAACAGAAAGCAAAGAGAACCAGUGGAUGGGCGUUACAGUCAAUAGUCAGGGGCCGGGAGGAAAGGUUGUGACCUGUGCCCACCGCUACCAGCGUCGGAGCAAUGUGAGGACCCCCAUUGAAAACCGUGACAUUAUUGGCCGCUGCGUUGUGUUUGAUCAAGACCUUACUAUUGAUCCGUACUCAAAUGAAGAGGGAGAUAACUGGCAUUUCUGUGACAGCCGCCCCAGAGGCCAUGAGAUGUUUGGGUCCUGCCAGCAGGGGCUUUCUGCCACAUUUGACAAGCAGUACCACUACCUAAUCUUUGGGGCUCCAGGGGCAUACAACUGGAAAGGUAUUGUACGCUUGGAACAAAAAAAUGAUACCCUUUUAGAACUUGGCAUCUAUGAUGAUGGUCCUUUUGAGGUCGGAGAUGAGAACGAAAAAGACCCUGACCUGGUCCCUGCGCCUACCAACAGCUACCUGGGCUUCUCUUUGGACUCUGGGACAAAACUGACCAACAGGGAAGGCAGGCUGACAGUAGUGGCAGGAGCUCCAAGAGCAAAUCACAGUGGUGCGGUGGUGCUGCUGAAAAAAGGUGAUUCAGGAAACAUCUUGCUAGAAGAGUACACUCUGGAAGGAGAAGGACUGGCCUCGUCCUUUGGCUACGAUCUGACUGUAUUGGAUCUCAACGGAGACGGGUGGCAGGACAUUGUGGUGGGAGCACCUCAGUACUUUGAGAAGAACGGAGAAAUUGGAGGAGCUGUCUAUGUCUAUGUCAACAAGAAUGGGAAAUGGAAUAAAAUCGUACCCACCAGAAUAGACGGACCCAAGGACUCCAUGUUUGGCCUGGCAGUAGAAAACCUGGGAGACAUCAACCUGGAUGGUUACCAAGAUUUUGCAGUGGGAGCUCCUUAUGAGGAUGAUGGCGCUGGAAAGGUCUUCAUCUACCAUGGAUCAGCCACAGGACUUAAAUCUACAGAAGCUUCACAGGUUCUUUCAGGCCAGCCAGGAGUCCAACUGUUUGGUUACUCUUUGGCGGGCAAUAUGGACCUGGAUAAGAACUCGUACCCAGACCUUGCUGUUGGAUCCCUCUCCGACUCCGUAUUUGUCUUCAGAACCCGUCCAGUUAUCAGCAUCGAGAAGAAAGUCACUUUUUCCCCCAAAGAAAUCAACUUCAGUAAGAAGAGCUGUGGCAGAAAUUUCUGCUUGGAUGUCAAUGUAUGCCUCAAGUACACAGCCAUCCCAAAGAGCUAUGCACCUAAAUUUAACGUGGAAUACUCCCUCAAAGCCGACGCUGACUUAAAAGAAAAAGGUCUUAAACCAAGAGCCAUUUUUGCUGAUUCCUCUGACUAUGAGUACAAAGGAGCCACUGCCAUGGAAAGCAAAAGGCAGGUGUGCUUUGCACGUCAGCUUGUGGUAGAGGAGGAAACUAUUCAAGACAAGCUGCAUGCGAUCCCAGUGGAUGUAUCUGUGGAGAUCCAGGAAUCCAAACGAAAACGCAGACAGAGCUUAACUUCGCCACUGGCUCCUGUCCUAGAUGCAAAUGAACCGGCAACAAUUCGAUCUUUGUUGCAUUUCCUAAAGGAGGGAUGUGGCAGUGACAAUGUUUGUCGGAGCAACUUGCAGGUGAAAUAUCGCUACGGUCACAGACCAACAGAGGGUGGCACCUUCACUCCCUUAAAACUGGAAAAUGGUGUGCCGGUGAUCUCUCUCAGUAACCAGAAAGACAUCGUCCUGGAGGUCCAAGUGACAAACCUGAAUGGAGAUGAUGCACACGAGGCCUUUUUGAAUGCCUCCUUCCCACGCUCUCUUAACUAUGCUGCUUACAGAGUGCCAGCUAAUGAACUUCAGGUAACGUGUAUCGCCAACAAAGAAGGUUCUAAUCUUGGCUGCAAGCUCGGAAACCCCUUCAAACGUGAUGCACAGGCAACUAUCUACAUUUAUUUGAGUACAGUGGGCAUCUCUCUCGGCACGACAGAACUGGAGGUUGAUCUUAGUCCUGAAACAACGAGCGACCAGCAGAAAUUAGCUUCUGUUAAAGCAAAGGCAAAGGUGGCCAUCGUGCUGCAGCUCUCAGCUACAGGAAUAGCCCAGCCAUCUCAGCUCUACUUCACAGGACAGGUCAAAGGUGAGGCAGCCAUGAAGACUGAGACUGACAUAGGCAGUGCAGUCAAACACCAGUACAGAGUUAUUAAUCUGGGAAAACACCUGACAGGCUUCGGCACCGCCACCCUCAACAUCGACUGGCCGAAAGAGACAGAGACAGGCAAGUGGCUGCUCUACCUGAUGGAUAUCACCUCCACCGGAGUUGAGCGCAUGCAGUGCUCUCCUCAAUCAGAAGUGAAUCCCCUUGGCAAGAUACCAGUCAGCAAACCAAGUAACUCCAGGAACAGAAGAGCUGCAGAUAACUCCAAUGCAAACAAUGAGGGCACAAUUUCCCUUUUAGUUGACAAGAAGAAAUUUAAAACUCUGUCGUGUGACAGUGGGGCAAACUGUGUGAAGAUACAGUGCCCCCUGGGGGGUCUGGACAGUAAUGCAGUGAUCACUCUGCACUCUCGCCUCUGGAACAGCACCUUCAUCGAGGAUUAUUCCGACUUGCAUCACGUGGAGGUGAUCGUAAAGGCCUCUCUGAAUGUUGACAGUACAGCAAAGAACGCAGUGCUGCAGAAUGCUGAGACAAAUGUGAGACUGACAGUGUUCCCAGAGAGACGAGCAGAAGGAGUGUACUCAGGAGUACCGUGCUGGAUCAUCGUGCUGUCCAUCCUCUUUGGACUGAUGCUUUUGGCUCUUUUGGCUUUCCUUCUCUGGAAGUGUGGCUUUUUCAAGCGUGCCAAAUAUGAAGACAAGGUUCCCAGUUACAACGCUGUUCGGAUCAAACGGGAGGAGAGAGCAACUAACCCUGGGGUGGGUAACUGGGAAAGCCCAGAAAAGAAGCCCUGGAUGACGACAUGGCACGACAAAGAACAUUACUCCUAACAAUCAACCAGAUCUGGCUGUACUGAAUCCCUGUGGCUUGUUGAUAAACUUCAAAAUUUUCCUGCUUUGUUUUUGCACAAGGUGGACUGUAAAUAUCAACUCUUUUGCUUGGAAAAGAGAAAUGAAUUGUGGGACCUUACAUGUGAUAAAAACGUUUUGAGUAAUCCUGAACUUAUCUUGGACCAAGUCUCUGUGAAUCACUGGAGGAGGGUUUAAUUGUGGGAGAAGGUCCUGCACAGCUGCCGCCUGUUUUAGCUUGUUUUUGUACAUUAACUACUUUCAAAGUGUUGGCUGAGGGGCAGAGGGUGGGAGGUUUUUUUUAGUUUUUUUGUACAUUUUCUGAAUUUUUAUGGCAUAAUUGUAUUUAUUCUUUGUGAGGAGUUCUUUAUAAAACAUGCCCUAAAGGCCAAAGAGUCAUACUUUGCAAAACAGUUGAAUGCAAAAAUUAAUUAGAAAAUACAUUUUAAUAUCCGCCUCAUUUUUAUCUUAGCCCCACUCUUAUGGAAAUACCAGCAAAACACCACUCUUAUGGUCAGCGACUUUCCACAGUGAUCCAGAGCUCAGUUUGUAAAUGUUUUGUGCGGAAUCCACACUUCAUUCACUGUCUGUAAAACAGGAUGAGAGAGAGCAGAAAAAAAGUUAAAUAAAAUGUUUUUCA
Cheilinus undulatus (humphead wrasse) is the source of this 4014-nucleotide messenger RNA. Its product is annotated as integrin alpha-6-like. The transcript is spliced from 25 exons. Gene Ontology annotation, biological process: leukocyte migration; integrin-mediated signaling pathway; cell-matrix adhesion. Gene Ontology annotation, molecular function: integrin binding. Gene Ontology annotation, cellular component: external side of plasma membrane; integrin complex. The coding region runs from base 84 to 3356 and encodes 1090 amino acids. The record is from RefSeq and is a predicted model, not a curated record. NCBI's taxonomy places the organism in Eukaryota, Metazoa, Chordata, Actinopteri, Labriformes, Labridae.